This is a messenger RNA of Agrilus planipennis (emerald ash borer), 4792 nucleotides long. Its product is annotated as protein javelin. NCBI's taxonomy places the organism in Eukaryota, Metazoa, Arthropoda, Insecta, Coleoptera, Buprestidae. The record is from RefSeq and is a predicted model, not a curated record. The coding region runs from base 151 to 4404 and encodes 1417 amino acids. The transcript has 4 exons.
AAGGUGUUCUUCUAAUGAGCGAGAAUAAAAAAAUACCAGUGCUACUUCUAACGACCAUGUGUUAAAUCAGUAGAAAACAAAAUAAAAAUGAACAAUAUCGCAAAAUAAAACAGAUUUGUGAGAAUUCUUUUUGGUGGUUACAGUUACAAUAUGAAGUUUCUAAAAAAGGUAUUACAUAUAAAGGCUCGUAAAAAAGAAGAAGAACAAUAUUGCUGUCAGAUACCAAGAGCUAGAAUAAGAUACAGAUACGGAGCUAACUGGAAUUCAUGCAUAAAUAAUAUUAGCCUGAGCGUCAACAUAAACGGUCCUUCCAAAAGCUCCAGGCACCGCCUCCCAGCUGUCAUACAAACUGCAGAUAGGCCGGCUGCUGUCACGCAAAAAGAAAGACGAAAAACACGCGAAACAUCCAAGAAAAAGCACAUACAGAGUAGCUUGGAAGACGUCUCGUUAAAUAAACAUUCCGGAUUAAGUGGAGUAGACAUCAGUAACGAUCAGAGCUUUCCACUUCGACGAUGUCAGAGUCUCGCGGUUUCCCGAGAAGAUUCUGAUGAUUUAUACGGAAACUUAAAAAGCUUACCGAGUACUGAUCCCGGACGCCCACGAAGGUCCCAGCUUAUACCACGGGCACGUUUAAUAGAUAGAACAACUGGACGUCCGGGCAAUGAUAAAGGUUACCAGUUUAGAAACAGCUACGACAAUAUAUCAUCCAUCAAACCAAAACUAGCGAGCAGAACCUCAAGUUUCCCAGUCGAUAUUGACGUAAUUGAUUCGCCGUCUCGUUAUCACAACGGCAACUUGGAAGAGGAGCUAUUUUACAGUUUAAAUCACCUGACGACAGAUUCUCACCGCGAGUCGGAGAGUUUGGAUUCAAAUUUUUACAACAAAUCUUCUUCAUACAGCACAUGUCAAUUAUCUCACGAUAACACUCCCAACAAAGACUUUGGACUGAAUUUACCAAACUAUUACCCCAACAACAGUUCAGAUCAUUCCUGCUUAGAAGACGCUUCAGUCACUGAAAGAGAGGAAGAAUUCGAAGACACAGCAGACUUAGCUAAUGAAAAAAGUUCUAUCGAAAACAAAACUCCAAAAGGCCAAAGUCCAGUUUUAAGAAGAAAAUUGAAAAGCUUUACAUCUAUCGAGGAUAUUGUUUAUGACGAUAACAUACAUUUUGGUAAGAGUUCAGCAUUUGAUAAUAAACCUCGGAGAUUCCGGGACUUCAUACCGUCAUACCAGGACGGAAGAGACUGCUUUACUGGAAGACCACGAAGCUUCCCAAACGAAUAUUUGAGUUAUGUAAUAGACAUAGACAUUCCCGAACAAAGAGAAUCUUCCGAAAAAGAAAAAUCUACGAGUGACUACAACGGUUACAUUGAAUUGGACAAAAAUAUCGACGAGAUCGACUUAAAUUGCGACCACAUUUCAAAGGGGCUGAAUCAUAGGCAACAGCAAACGGAAUCUCAGAGGACCAAUUCCGAAAAUUCGACGUACACCGACCUACCGCUCGUUGAAACUAAUCCGAUUUACGACGAACUUCCUAUUCAAUCUUGCACAGUAUCUGAACCAAAAAAUUCGAUUAAGUUACCCGAAAGUAAUACAAAUACAUUUGAACAGGUGAACGGGUCUGCUUCUUCCCCGGUAUUAACGAAAUUAAAAAACGAUUCUGAUUCCUCGGUAAUAAAUCUCGAAAAGGGCGAAAUUGGAGAUAAGCAGACAGCGAAAGUUUGCGAUCCUAUUAAAACCCGCAUUAAAGUUGAAGCCAGUGACGAGGUCGAUAACGAAGCGUACAAGACCAUAGUACAAGUCGACGAUAAAUUAGAGAAUCAAAGUCAAAACGAAACCCCCAAAGCCACCAAAGAAGUCCACAAAACACCCAGAAAGCCGUUGCAAACAUUCAUAUCGAGAAAACUCUCAAGUGCCUUCGGCGAUUUCAACAUCAGAAGGGAAAAUAAACAUAAGCACAAAUCCAGUCUUCAACAGAACCAAUAUCAUUCAUUACCUGACCUAUCCGUCGGCGAAAAUUUGAGAAAGUGUGAAAAAAUUGACCGCAAACUUCGCAAGUGCGAAAAACUAGCAAUCCCUAAAAACCCUUAUUCUAACGAUAGAUUUAUCGUCAACAUCGGCCCUCACUUCGUUGUCAAUCAAGCACCACCAGUCGAUUUCGAAGUAAAAAUUACCAAAGUUACUAAACAAAACAAAUCGAAAAAACAUCGAAAACAAAAUCAGGUCAACGAUCAAGAGCAAGAAUCCUUCUUGAAGGCGGUUAAGCAACUCAACCAAACACUCAGCGUAAACAGUUCCAAUCCAGAAUCGGAUAAGCCAGUUCCAGAUAUUCAAACAGGAAAGUGUACCGAACGUGACAAAAGAAUUCAAAUCGAUUCUGGCGAUAAAAAUAACAACGAACGAAAGCCCGCAACUAAGUCGAAAAAGCGUAAACAUCAAAAGCGCGAAAUCAUUGAAAGGAAAUUGGAUAAACUGAAAAACGAACCGCUUCCUCAGAUAGCUGAAGCAAUAGAACUGAAAGACGUCGAAAAAACCAUGAAAGAAAUAAAAAGGGAAAAUUCCCAAACGGAUACAAUAGAUUCCAUGCGCAACUGCAGCCCUGAACUAAUAGAAAAGGUGGGAACAAUGAGAAAACAUUGGAAAAAACUUUCAAACGAACCGACACAACCCGAAGAUGAAGAAAAUGUUACAGAAACUGAACCAAAGUCAAAAUUUGAUGAAGAAAUCCAAACAAAAGUCGAAGACGUGAUUAAAAAGUUCGAACCGAAGAAGGAACGAGUUGUAGAAAGGCAAGUCAGCAUGGUCCAGGCCACGAAGCAAUUGUUCGAGCCAAAAGUAACUCCAACAAAGGUCGAAAAAAUAUCACCGUUGAUAAAGGAAACACUAGCGGUUUUCGAAAAACCCGUUACCAGAAAAAACAGAUUUUCAGAUAGCUCAAAUCAGUUCGAAAGCCUUAGUCCUUUUUCCGUUGACAUAAUAGAAACCAGAAACGAAAAAAAAGCUGAAAGUUGCUCUUCGGGAAGAAUUAGCAGUUGCGACAGUAUCACAAGCGACUACAGCAGGAGCCAAGAGGAUCUAUCAGAAAAAUCACUACAAACGUCACCACAAAAGCUGAAACAAACCGAGGAUCCCGAGUUCGACAGGGUUCGUUUUCGGGUUAUGAAAUCGGAAUUAUUUCAAAAAAACAUAUUCGCAAAUUGUGAAAAAGAAUCCCAGUUCGAAGGACUGAUGCAAUACCUUCAAGAUUACAGCUUUCACGACAUGCUAACAGAUAAUCACAUCGUGAUAAUAGAGCCGAUAAGGACAACGGUACCUUUCCCGAACGAAAACUCGAGCACCACCAAAAACGUGACUCCGUUAUUGCACAAAGCCAACUUCUCAAAAUCCCAAUCAGGAGGACUACGUCACCAUUUCUUUUACCAUCCGAUUAGGGUAAACAAAGAAAUGAACGAAAACGAGUUACCCAAUCCGGAUACCGUCAAACAAGCCAGACAAAUGUUUGAGAAAUGCCUGAAGAAAUCUCGCAGCUACGAGGAAUUGAAUAACAAAACAAAUCUUAAAAAAUCGCUCACGGAUCCUGACAAAGACAACUGUUCGAUUGAAGACAACUGUAACACGUCCGAUUUCGGCAGCACAGACGAACUUUACGACGACCUUUGUUGCGAAUAUCAGUACGUGAGCGAAGACGUGUUAAAGAAAAUACGUGAAUGCGGCACGUCUGUAACCUACUACGGCGGAAAAGUUCUUGACAAGGGUAACGAAGCGUUCAAUCCGAUGACGAAGGUAAUCAUGGAAGAAAUACGCGGACUCAAGAAAAGGGAAUGUACAUGCCGUCGUAUUUCCAUCGAUCGCGAAACGCUGCAGAAAGAGAACAACAAUCGGUAUGCACAUUCCGACAGGAUCCUGCUGCAGAGAAAGCAGCAGCAGCAGCAGCAACAGCAGAGGGACAAGAAGGAGAAUGACAAAAACGAAUUCACGAAUCAAGCUUUUAAGCUCACCUUGCUGAAAUCGAAUAGCUGUAGCAGCCGUCUGGAACUGAUCGGUACGAAAAUAGUCCAGGACAACGGAUCGCCUUCGAACUAUUCGUCCUUUUCCAAAGUCGACUUCGGACUCGGCGAAACCGAGGAGCCACUUCAUAUAUUAUCCGUCAAGGACAUAAUUAAUGAGUCAAUUAAGCGACAGGAUAAGAGCGAGAAAAUCGACUCGCCGAAGAUCAUAGCGGAAAAGUGGAAAUGUCCCAACGACAAGCUUAAUAAAUCAAACGAAAAUUUGUCGUGCAAGUCGAAUCCGUCUACUACAACGAAAUUCGCCGAGUACCACGGAUUCGCGAAUAAAACAAACGAGGCGUUAAAGAAAAGGGAGGAUAUCGAAUUUGAACCUUAUGAGAUUGCUUCAAGUAAUUAAUUAAUUAACUUCACUUGUUUUUUCUUUAGUCUCAAAACUUUAAGACUGUCUUCGCAUAGGUGCAAUAAUACACCAUCGACAUAACAAGUUUACCAAUGCUUUACAUUAAAAAACUUAAGUAAAAUUAUAGGAUACUAAGAAUUAAGUUAAUUAUACACCGACAAGCAUAUGCUGGUGAAUUAAUAUAUGUAUUAGCAGGAAUAAUAUAAUAUGUGUAACUAUUGUAUAUACAACAAUAACUCUUCGGAGAGGUGAACAAUAAUAUUCUUAUAUUAAUCUUAAUUGAAUAAUAUUUGUUGGAUCCUAGAAUAAGCUAACUUAUUCUCUUUAAUAGAUGUAGUACUUAUACUACCAUAAUUGCACAUUGUAUGUUUAAGUGGCAAAAACG